This is a messenger RNA of Drosophila nasuta, 2168 nucleotides long. Its product is annotated as ficolin-1-like. Bases 39 to 1031 code for a protein of 330 amino acids. The transcript is spliced from 3 exons. NCBI's taxonomy places the organism in Eukaryota, Metazoa, Arthropoda, Insecta, Diptera, Drosophilidae. The record is from RefSeq and is a predicted model, not a curated record.
CCCUUAAAAGCGACUGUUUAUUGUGUGAAUAAUUUAUAAUGAAGAUCAUUUGUUAUACAUUAACAAUUUCAACUAUGCUGUCGCUGGGAUUAUCCCACGAUUGGUCGUUCUGUGAGUUGUCAAAACAAAUGGAAAACCAGUGUGCUUCCUAUUGCUACCAUGUGGUGAAGCCUCUGCUUCAUAUGAGUGAAGUCUGUAGGCAGAAGGAUGCACAAGUUUCGGAAUUGCAAAGCCAGAUGGAAGAACUUAGGAUCAAAAUGGCAAUUUUAGAGACUUCUUUGGCAGAAAAAGAAAAACAAUGUGAAUUAAGAAUCGAGCAUGCCAAAGAGAUAUUCUCUAUUGAAAUGAGAAGAAAGCCCAAAGCUCAAGAGAACACUGAAGACAUUGUAAAGGACGUUUCAUUUUCUUUGAGUUGUGUUGAUAUUGACAGAUCCUCCGGCAUUCACAUGAUAACGCUUCCUGACAUAGAGGCAUUCCCAGUCAAGUGUGAUAGUGGAAUUGCUGGAUUGGGCUGGACAGUAAUACAAAGUCGAUUGGAUGGCAGCAUUAAUUUCUAUCGCAGCUGGAAUGAAUACCGUGACGGGUUUGGCGAUUUAAAGUCUGAGUUCUUCAUGGGUCUCGAGAAACUGCAUAGGAUAACAUCAAGUGAGCGCCAUGAGCUCUUCAUAUUCAUGAGAGAUCGGAAUUCGCAACUGCGCAGCGCUCGCUAUGAUGACUUUAAGGUUGGCGGUGAACAAACUGGCUACGAACUAAUCUCGAUAGGCAACCACACAGGCUUUUCCGAUGAUAUUCUUCGCGGGAACUUGCACAUGAAGUUCUCGACCUUCGAUAGGGACAACGACAAAUGUGGCGACUCGAAUUGUGCAGUUGAUCUUCACGGAGGCUGGUGGUACAACUGUUGUUCAGACAGCAAUUUGAAUGGAGGAUAUCAGGAGACUCAAAAGUCUCGCCGCAUCUUCUGGAAUUACUCCUCCGAUGAACUAAUAACUGUGCAUAUGCUUAUAAGACCCAAACGCGUCAAUCUCUCUUAAUAACAACUGCAUCUACCUUAAAUGCCUUUUAUAAUUUAUAUCCUACCGUGAGUGGGUAAUGACAGCGGCUUUGGGCAGUCCUGUGGUUCCCGAUGUGUAGAUGUACACAAGCUUAUCCUGAUGAUCCGCCCUCGUGGCACCUGCAGCCACUUUAUCCUUGGCUGCAGCAUCCAGCAGUGGAUUCAGUUGCUGUGCCAGACCCUGUGUGAGACCAUCGGUAACUUCGGGAGAGUGCACGCCAUCGUUGAACUGAUACAACGCCACAUGAGCGGGCAAAUCCUUGGCUAUAUCCAUGACAGCUGCACGGUAGCCAACGCUGUAGAUGAGUGCGGUACAGUUACCCACCUUGAUGCUGUGCUGCAGCGAAGGACCGCGCAAAUUUGUGUUGAUGAGCGGCGUGAUGACACCUAGUUUCGAGAGUCCAAGCCAUGUGGCAACGAACUCACAGCGAUUCUCCAUCAGCAACCCCACCACGUCGCCCUUUUUGUAGCCAUGGCUGUGGAAGACAUUCGCCACACGAUUUGCAUGUUCGUUCAGUUGCCGGAACGUCCAUUGUUGCGUCUCGCUGACAAUAGCCAGCUUGUCGGGAUACUGUGCCACAUUCGCCUCGAAAAUGUCACCCACAUUAAGGUUCUUACGUUCCUGCCGCUUCACAAACAACAUCACGCGUAUGUAGGCAAUCAGAGCGCUAAGAAGAUGCGGGUUAAUAACUUGAUCGAGGCAAACUUCAACUUCUGCAACUUACAUGGUGUCGCGGGGAGUCGUCACUGCUGCUAUGUAGAACCAGCGGAAUCCAGGCUUAACCAACAGCAGCAGCACGAGGCUGCCAUAGACCCCAAGCAGUCCAUAGUAGGCACCUUGAUAGUACCAAAGCAAAGCUGUGCCCGCUGCUCCAAGUGGCGUCAAUAGCAAGAACAGCAGCCAGCGAAGGCAACUGGUUUUCUUGUCUGCAUUAGAUGUGUCCUGGGUUGCCUCGAUGUUGAGCUUAACGUCCUUUGAGGCACUCUAAAAUAAAGAAUUGUAUACUUCACUCUCUACACCAUAUCAAAUGAGAACUGUAUAUUUUAAACAGCAUGAACUCUGAGUUCAAGCAUCUAGUGUAAAAGCAAUUAGAAUGUUAAGUAUAUACAUUUAGUA